AUAUAUAUAGUCGUUCGGAACUUACAAUUUGUUACUAUUGUUGCAUAAAUCAUGCAUUUAAAUCUGAUCUAUACGUGCUUCUCAUCAGAUAUCUCAUCUUAAUAUGGUUGACAUCCAUAUAUGUAUUGUUUUAAAUUUUGUUAUUGAUCUGCUUUCUGGAUCCAUAGUUGAGAUGUGGUUGGGCUUUCAUGUGACCUAUACACCCCUAGGCAACCAUAUACACCACAUAUAGAUGCUGUAAGAGUCUCAUGGUUUCAUGAUCUUUAUCUGAGAAGAUUUAGCUUCCUCUAUACAUGAACCUUAUUUCCAAUAUCUCUUAUUUGUGUGUGAUGUGGUGAAACAGCAUCUCUUAUUUCCAAUAUUGUGUUUCCUACGAGCUUCAUUUCCUAGUUUGACUAAGUGAAUUUGAGUUGUAUAUAAAUAUGCAUCAAUUUGAUAUGUUUGGUAGAUUUUGGAUUUUUUUUCAUCUGCCAACUUGUUAGGAUUUACUUAAUCUGGUUGCUGCUGUCAAUGAUCAUCUGUUUAAUCUUGCCUGGUAUCUGUUUCUGGUUAGAAGUAACCACCAUUGUUCAGCAUCCGUUCCCAAGAAAUAAUAUGGAUUAGUUGGCCCCAGUAGUCAAAUUUAAUCUUGCUACUAUUGUUUCUUAUAGCAUCAAUUUUCUUUUAGGAUGUUAACAAUAUGAUGCAAUAUUAUUAUUACAAGAAGGACCUGAUACUUAACAGUGUGCUAUGUGCAGCAUGUGCUAUGUGUUAGUAUGUAUAAGCUGACAUAACACAGGGUGCCAUGAAAUAUCCUGAAAUCGUCCGGAGGCACUAAAAAAACUAUUGAGCUUGCUUCGCCGGUGACAAUGAUUUUGACGUGUAAUGCAGUAGCACAAGAGGCCCCGUCCACCGUCCCAUGUGAGACUUGCCGACCUGAUCCAGCACCGCUCUCAUCACUUCCUAUGAUGCUGACUCCAACCCUCGGUACCUUAACAGAGACUGGUCACGUAUGUAGAUCUGAGAGCUUUAGCUACUAGCACAAGAGACAUCUCGUCCGAGCUUACUUGCAUGAGAACAAACAUAAACAAGAAGAUAUGUAUCAUCUCCUCUACAAUAGCUUCGCCUUUUCUUUCGCAACAUCCAAACUGCCAACUUCCUCCGCCAAGGCACCAUGUCUCCCUCUCCAUCUUUUCCUCGAACAUUGAGGUCAUUACAUGCUUUGCUAAAGGGUAAGUCAACAUUGACAUGACGUGAGCUUUUCCUCAGGUGUGAUCUGAUCCAAACGAACUGCUUCUGUCGGCGCAUUGGCUAUUCUCUCACGUCUCUGCGAGCUCCUCUUUUCCACCCUAUCAGACGCUGUGAUCCAACACUGCUUUAAGAAUCGAUGAUGCACGGCUGAGAUGUGGGCAGAUGACGAUCAGACGGGUUUGUCUAUCUCCUCACACGUCUUCUCCUCCGAGAAAUUGGUCGCGAUGCCUCCCUCUCUUCCACCACUCCAAUCCACCUCUUCUCUCGUUGUUCUUCUUGUUGUGUUGGUGUUAGCGUCUGGUUCCUCGCCGGGUGUCCUUUCUGCUACGUUCACGGUGACGAACAACUGCGCCUACACGGUGUGGCCGGGCGUCCUCGCCAGCGCUGGUUCGGCCCCGCUCGCCACCACAGGCUUCGCCCUCGCCCCUUCAGAGUCCCGCACACUCGACGCCCCCGUCCCAUGGUCCGGCCGCCUCUGGGCCCGCACUAUCUGUGCCGCUGACCCUGCUUCCGGCCGCUUCUCCUGCGCCACCGGCGACUGCGGCUCCGGCUCAUUGGAGUGCUCCGGGGGCGGCGCGGCCCCUCCCGCCACCCUCGCCGAGUUCACCCUGGGCGGCAGCGGCGGGACCGACUUCUACGACGUCAGCCUCGUGGACGGAUCCAACGUGCCCAUGCUGGUAGUCCCGCAGAGUGGGUCUCCCGGGGGUAGCUGUGGGCCCACGGGGUGUCUGGUGGAUCUCAACGGGUUGUGCCCCGCGGAGCUGCGGGUGGCGCAGCCCGGCGGGGAGACGGCUGCGUGCCGGAGCGCGUGCGAGGCGUUCCGGACCGCGAGGUACUGCUGCAGCGGCGAGUUCGGCAGCCCCGGCACGUGCGGCCCGACGGCGUACUCACAGUUCUUCAAGAACGCGUGCCCCAGGGCGUACAGCUACGCUUACGACGACGCGACCUCCACGUUCACCUGCCCCACCGCCGCCACCGCCGGCUACACCGUCACCUUGUGCCCCAGCACCACCAGUCUCAAGUCCAUGGGCUACGGGAAUCAGAUGGCAGGAGGCCUGCCGCUGAUCAACAACACGAUGCCGCCGCUGUUAAGCUCGCCGAAUCGCGCCGCGCGGCGGUGGCCGACCAUGUCGCCAGCGAGCCGAGGCCUCCUCUGCCUUGCAGUCGCGGUGGCGCUGCAGCUGCAGCUGCUCCACCUGCCUUGAACCUCUCGCCACAGCACAUGCAGGUACCCGUUCUGCGUGCGAUCAUGCACGUGAACGCCAUGCUGCGCCAUUGCAGCGCCAGCAUCCAUGCAGGCGUUUGCUCCCUAUUCACGAGGUGUACGGCACAUUCGCAAGCCGACAUCUUUGCACUGUUAAGUCUGGAGCCGAUGCGCAUCCGCAGGUUCUUUCUUGAGAUAUCGAUGUACAGUUCAUUAAAACCUAUUUCUUGCCGCAAUCAUGUUGUGGCUCUCCAAGACUGUAUCUCGAAUGGCCCAAACCCCGUUGAGGUUGACUGAAUCAGACUUGGUGGAAUCCGUAUGUGUAGAAAUAUAUAUGCAUCAAGUCCCAAGAAGACCAUAUCAUAUCACAACAGAUCGGGGAAUUCAAAUAUCAUGUGAUCUGAUCGAUAUGUAUCGCAGUUGUUGGUACAUCAGGAAUUCCUCCGUUUUGUCGGUGGACGGUUGAUGUCGGAGUGGCAGAUGCAUCUCGAAGGAAACGCCGGCUGUCGCUGAUCGUUCUCUUUUACUUUUUUUUUAUAUUUGAUGGAAUGUUUGACUUUCUAAAACA
Musa acuminata subsp. malaccensis (wild Malaysian banana) is the source of this 3002-nucleotide messenger RNA. The record is from RefSeq and is a predicted model, not a curated record. Lineage: Eukaryota; Viridiplantae; Streptophyta; Magnoliopsida; Zingiberales; Musaceae.